Molecule: messenger RNA, 1599 nt
Organism: Terrapene triunguis (Three-toed box turtle)
Lineage: Eukaryota; Metazoa; Chordata; Testudines; Emydidae
Gene: SFTPC
Product: surfactant protein C
Exons: 10
Coding region: 1-1590 (529 amino acids)
Biological process (GO): respiratory gaseous exchange by respiratory system
Cellular component (GO): alveolar lamellar body; extracellular region
Source: RefSeq, a predicted model, not a curated record
AUGGAUGUUAGCAGCAAGGAGGCUCUGAUAGAGGCCCCUCCGGACUACACUCCCGUCCCCAGGAUCCCCUGCCUCUCCCCUCACCUCAAGAGACUCUUGAUCAUCAUGGUGGUGGUUGUGAUCAUAGUCUUGGUUGUGCUGGGUUUCCUCCUGAUGGGACUGCACAUAUCCGAGAAGCACACAGAAACGGUUUUGCGAAUGACUAUCCAGGGCCUGGAUGGGGAAGGGUCCCUGCAGCAGCUCUCCAUGAGUGGGAAAGAAAGGACAGGGACUUUCCACAUCAAGGCAGGGAUCAAUUCUUCAGCCACUGUCGUGUACGACUACCACCACCUGCUGAUCUGCUUCAAAUCCUGGCAAGGCCGAGCCUGCUACAUCACCAAGAUGGACAAGGAGAACAUUCAGGGCCUGGAUACCAUUGCCAAGGUGUUCCAGCAUCUCCAGGUGAGCAGCUCGGAAUGCACACUCAGUGUGAGCUGUGCCGGGUCUGUGCUGGCAGCUGUGGGUUCUGGGACAGUGGAAGAAGAGGAGAAAGCUCAAGGCCAACUGUUGGAAUGCCUGCAAGAGAUCAGCUCUUGGAUGAAGAGCAGCUGGGCCCACUUUGGCGAGACCAAAGUGAUGCUGGUCGGAAAGGGGAAACGCUUUGGAGAACUGGUCGAGGCAGUGUCUCCACCUUCCAUUGAAGGCUCCAUUCAUCAGAGAGAUGUGACCCCUGGAACUGUUGGACUCCUUGCUAAGCUUGGAAGAUUGGGUCCCCUAUUUAAGUCUCUCUCUGCCCUACACACUGAGGAGAUGUCCAAGUGGCACAGGAGAAGCAGCAAGAUGGAAAUCAGCAUCGAGGAGGCUCUGAUUGAGGACCCGCUGCACUACAAUGCUCUGGAUUCAGAGAUGGACCUCUGCCCCAGCUGCACUGACUGCUGCCCCAGCUGCCCCAGCUGCACUGACUGCUGCCCCAGCUGCCCCAGCUGCACUGACUGCUGCCCAGGCUGCCCCAGCUGCAAGUCCUGCUGCAGCUGCUGGAAACGUGUCUUCUGCUGCCUCCCUAAGCUACUCUGCCGUCUGCCCAAGCUCCCUGGCUGCCCCCUGCACAUCAAGAGAAUCCUAAUCAUCGUGGUGGUCAUUGUGCUGAUAGUUGUGGUCGUCCUGGGAGCCCUGCUGCUGGGACUGCACGUGACCCAGGAACACACUGAGACUGUUUUGCAAAUGACCAUUGAGGGGUUGGAAGGGGAAGAGUCUCAACUGCGGCUCUCCAUGGACUGGGAAGAAGAGGUGGCGACUUUCCACAUUGAUGCAGGAACCCAUGACCCGGGCACAGUGGUGUACGACUACAGUAAUCUGCUGAUCAGCUACAAAUCCUGGCAAGGCCAAGCCUGCUACAUCACCAAGAUGGACAAGGAGAACAUUCAGGGCCUGGAUACCACUGCGAAGGCAUUCCACCAGCAUCUCCAGCUCAAGUCGCUCAUCCCGACGCCUGAGCAGGGUGAGGAGGAGGAGGAGGAGGACAAAGGGUUUCCUAUGCCUCUGGCUGAUCGCUCCAUCCUGGGCACUACAAUUAACAUCCUCUGCAGCAACGUUCCUAUCUACUGGGCUUAGCAAGGCCUC